This is a messenger RNA of Equus caballus (horse), 1283 nucleotides long. The record is from RefSeq and is a predicted model, not a curated record. NCBI's taxonomy places the organism in Eukaryota, Metazoa, Chordata, Mammalia, Perissodactyla, Equidae.
AUGAGCAGGAGGCGCGAGACACAAAAGCGGGGCCGGAGGGGAGGUGACGCCCGCUCAGCCCCCGCGCGACGCGGGGCGCGCGGCCAUCCACGCCGCCGGGGCAGCCGCCGCCGCCAAACUUUUGCGAGACUGGCUCUCCGCGGUCCCGCCCCGGCCGCUCCCCGCCCCCUCGCGGCGGCUCCCACUGCGCGACUUUGUUGCCACCAAAAGGAGGGGGUGCGCGCCCAACAAAGGGACCCGGGCUCCAGGCGGCCCCUCAGCGCGCGGCCCAGGGUGGGUGGAUGGGUGGGGGCCGGCCGCCCCGGCGGGUUUGGGGGACAGCGGACCGGUGUCACUGAUGAGGCUCCCGAGCCUCGGCAGCCGCCGCCGCCUCCCACCCAACUUACGUGUCACCCACGGCCCCGCUAUUCUGGCCAACGGGAUUCCGGGAGGAAGUCCCACUCGGGCUCCCCGCUCAUUGGGCCCGUCCGAGCCGCCGCUCCCUCCCUUCGGGGAGGCACUGCCGGGCUUGAUUGGACGUCUGCGUUGUCCGUCCGGCCCCGGGCCGCGCCUUCCCUCCCCCCGCGGGCGCCGGCUGGGGGCUCCGUGGCCGCGCGACCGCCUGGUGCCCGGGGCGCCCACGUGGAGUGCGGGUGGUGGGGAGAGGCGGCGGAGCGAGGGCCGGGGAGGUUGGAGUGCACUGGGGACGUGUCUCGGCUUGCAGCUGGGCGAGAUGCUGCGGACACACGGGAUAGCUACAUCGUGGGCGCAGUCUUCGCAGUAGAACCAGAGAUGCCUUGCCCGCUGAGUCUUGCCCCAUCCAGCGUACUAGGGUGGAUGCGUGUGUGCCCACAGAUGGCAGGACGCGAGUCAGGACUCGAGCAUGCUAGCACGCUAGACUUACCGCUCAACUGCCCGCGUGGAUUGGGGAAAUCAGUUUGCCUUUGGCAGAGAGGAAAGAAAUGAUCUCAUAUUUUUUCCCUGGCUGCAAAGAGAAUAAUUUAAAAAGAAGUCUUACAGGCUGAAAUGAGCAUGCAUUCAUUUUGUCAUACGUAUUGUUUCAUUGGUCGCAAAAGUACGUCAGUUACAUUGCUAAAUUACAUUUUAAAGUCCAGCAAAGAUUCCCUAUGUAAAAACAAGUAAACAAACGUAAUAUCCACAAAUGUCUUCAAAGAAAAUCUGUAGUGCUUUUGUUCUUUCUGUGUACUUGAGGGGGGAAAAUUGAGGUUAUGCAUAAAUCAUCAUUUUAUUUCUGCCCUUGACCUGAAUUCUCAGAAAGUAAAUUUAAUUUCUCAGAUGCCUCA